This is a messenger RNA of Bactrocera neohumeralis, 3309 nucleotides long. It is a transcript of the gene Pgant3, whose product is annotated as polypeptide N-acetylgalactosaminyltransferase 3. The record is from RefSeq and is a predicted model, not a curated record. Bases 528 to 2522 code for a protein of 664 amino acids. Gene Ontology annotation, cellular component: Golgi apparatus. NCBI's taxonomy places the organism in Eukaryota, Metazoa, Arthropoda, Insecta, Diptera, Tephritidae. The transcript is spliced from 7 exons.
CAACAACUGUUUACGUUUACACAACAAGACGGGUUUUGCAAACAAAAUUAAUUUGUCAAUAUUUUUUGUAGUUUAUUUAGUUUGCUCCUUCGUUUGCGGCUUAUAAACAAAAAUAUGCGGGAAAAGCACGAAGUAAGCAAAUUUUUUUCGACUGCAAUCUUUGCAUGCAACCGCUGCAAAUAAAAGACCCAGUGCCAGCUGUAGGAACCAGCAAAAAAGCAGCCAUCCAUCCAACCAACAAACCAGCCACAACAACUUCCUCUGCCACUGCCACUAAAGACUCAACAUAUUUGUAAUCAAAACAAAAACAAGCUGUCGACAACGUACAGAGCUCAUUCACGCUUUGACCAAGCAACUGUUGUAGUCGGCGCAACAACUUGAAACACAAAUCGAAGAUACCGCUACGAAGACGUUUCAUUACACAAAGUGAUCGCACAGACAGUGGUCAUCAAUUCUAGUAAUAACAGCAAGCAACGCAUUAGCAUAUUAGUAGCGUCAGCAAAAAUAGAAGGAAAUCAUAAUUAGCAAUGGGUUUGAGAUUUCAACAAUUGAAGAAGCUAUGGCUGCUCUACCUGUUUCUACUAUUCUUUGCAUUCUUCAUGUUUGCGCUCAGUAUCAAUCUAUAUGUGGCCAGUAUACAAACAAAUGAUCAGGAUAAGGUCCAUCCGAAACCGCAGCCGCGCCGCCGUUCGCUAUGGCAUCCGAAGAACAUAGUGGCGCAUUAUAUUGGCAAAGGCGAUAUUUUCGGCAAUAUGACUGAAGAUGACUACAACGUAAAUCUUUUCAAUCCCAUUGCUGGCGAGGGGGCGGAGGGCAGGCCGGUCGUGGUACCAGCGCGCGAAAGUUUCCGCAUGCAGCGUUUUUUCAGACUGAAUAGUUUUAAUAUUUUGGCCAGUGACCGCAUACCCUUGAAUCGCACAUUAAAAGAUUACAGAAUAAAGGAGUGUCGCGACAAGAAAUAUAUCAACAACGAGCUGCCCACCGCAUCGGUGAUUAUAGUUUUCCAUAAUGAGGCUUGGUCGGUACUGCUGCGCACCAUAACGAGCGUUAUCAACCGAUCGCCGCGUAAAUUACUCAAAGAAAUCAUACUAGUCGACGACGCUAGCGAACGCUCUUACUUGAAGAAGCAACUCGAGGCCUACAUUAAAGUGCUCACCGUGCCAACGCGCUUGCUGCGCAUACAGAAACGCGGCGGUUUGGUGCCAGCGCGUUUGCUCGGCGCCGAGCAUGCCAAAGGUGAUGUGUUGACCUUCUUGGAUGCGCAUUGCGAGUGUACACGCGGCUGGCUGGAGCCGCUGUUGCAGCGUGUGAAGGAGUCGCGCAACAGUGUGGUAGCGCCUGUGAUUGAUAUAAUUUCCGAUGAUAACUUCAGUUAUACGAAAACUUUCGAGAACCACUGGGGUGCCUUCAAUUGGCAGCUGAGUUUUCGCUGGUUCGGCAAUAAGCGCAGCAUAGCGCCGGCCAAUGCUGAUCCAACGCAGGCAAUUGCAUCACCGGCAAUGGCUGGUGGACUCUUUGCAGUGGACAAACGGUACUUUUUUGAUAUUGGCGCGUACGAUAAGGAGAUGCGUAUCUGGGGUGGCGAAAACGUUGAAAUGUCCUUUCGCAUAUGGCAGUGUGGCGGGCGUAUUGAAAUCUGUCCCUGUUCACAUGUUGGCCACGUAUUCCGCAGCACCACACCAUACACCUUCCCGGGUGGCAUGAGUGAAGUGCUGGGCAACAACUUGGCGCGUGCGGCCAUGACUUGGAUGGACGAUUGGCAAUAUUUCAUACUACUCUACACAUCCGGUCUGUCGUUAGAGACACGUGAACGCAUCGAUGUCACUGAGCGCUUGUCACUGCGUGAGAAGCUCAAAUGCAAACCAUUUUCGUGGUAUUUGGAGCAUAUCUGGCCGGAGCAUUUCUUUCCCGCACCAAAUCGCUUCUUUGGCAAAAUAAUCUGGCUAGAUGGUGAGACCGAAUGUGCGCAAGCGUACACGACGCACAUGAAGAACAUACCGGGGCGUCGUUUGUCACGCGAAUGGCCACGCAUAUUCGAAGAGAUCGACAAUAAUGCUGAGCAAUUUAUGUCGCUAAUCGAUUUGGAUCGCGACAAGUGCUUGCGACCGCUGGAGAGAGAUGUGCCGCGCACAUCAGUGCAAUCGGUCACAGUUGGCGACUGCAAUGUACAUAGCAAAUCUAUGGAUAUGUAUGUCAUAACGCCGAAGGGUCAGAUAAUGACCAAUGACAAUGUGUGUCUGACGUAUAGUGAGCCGAAACUUGGCGUCAUACAGCAGCUGAAGAGUCGCAAUUUAACCAGCAAUGUACAGCUGACCCAGUGCCUGGACGAUCCGCGGCAGGUUUGGAGUUACGACAUGGAUACUCAGCACAUUUCGCAUCGCGAAUCGAAGCUCUGCCUCACGCUGAAGGCAGCCAAAAUUCCACGCACCCAAAAGGUGGAGAAAAUCGUUGUUGCCAUUAAUUGUGAUUACAAAGACAUCACGCAGAAGUGGGGUCUCAUACCACUGCCAUGGAGAGUUUAAAAAACGUUAUACAAAUACACAAACAAACACAACGCAAUUUGCAAAAAAAGAAACAAUAAAAAAAAAACAGUAUGAAAGCACGGAUUUGCACACACAAUUAAAAAUGCCAAUUAAAUUAAACAAUUUUAGUAUACAAUUAGAAUUAAACAGUUAAGUAGUAAAAGUGAAGUGCGAUAACACGUAGAAAAACAUGUAGUGAAUUAUAUACAUAUGUAUGUAUACCAGCGCCGUGUGCUUGUGAUAUUUUUUAUUUGAAAAUUUCGGAGAUAAAAAUACGAGUUUUUAUGUUCGUACAACACGACCGUGUCCACAAUAUAUACUACUAAAACCACCAAUUUGUGAAAACUCGACAAAAAUAACAAUAACAUCGACAAAAACAAUAACCACCAAGCAACAUCAUCAAUACUUUACCCACGAAUUAUAUGUAUUUAUAUAUGGAAUUAAAUACCUGUUUGACUUACUGUAGGCGUUAUUUACUAAAUUAUACUAUACUAUUUAUUUUAACACUAUUUUAUAUGAAAUUUUGUAAACAAAAAAAAAACACUUAUAACUUAUGCAUACACUUUUGCAUACCUAUUAUAAAAACUAAUUUAUAUUUUCUAGCUUAUAAGUUUUUACUAAAGCCUAGCGAGAAAACAUAUACUCUUGCUGCUUAACUCGUCAGAUGACUAUAUGCUAUUAAAACAAUUUUAAGCUUUGAAUUGCUAUCGCCGCUAAUUAUUACUACUGCUGCUAGUAAAAUGAAAUAAAUUGUUUUUCCAAGAAAUAAAAAAAAUAAAACCUGAAA